GGGGGAUGCGGGGUAUGGGCGCCCCGCUCUGCGUCCCCGGGGAGUCCCAUGGGAGGAGGGCUUGUGAGCUGGGAAGGACUGUGAAGAGUACACGAGGCAGGGGUCAGGAUGGACCGGAGAGGAGGGCACUUGGAGGUGGGGAGACCUGUGAGGAGAAGCUGCAGCCACCAAGGUGUGAGGUGCUGUGGGCUUGGCCCUGGGGCAGGAGUACAGAUGGAGAGCAGAGGACAUGAGGCAGGCUCUGAAGAUGACCUCUAGGUUUCUCGGGUGAAUGACCAGAAAAUAAAGCAAAUGGAAGGUUGGGAGGGGCCAGCCGUUCAGAGGCAGGAGCAAGGAGGGGGAGGAUUUGGGUUUGCGCCAUGUUGAUAGUGGUUCAAAAUGCUUUUUUCUGGUUGUUUCUUUUUUGUUUACUUUUGAAGGGAAAGCAGUAUUCGCUCACGGUUUUGUAUCCAAAGGUUCAGUGGCUCUUUGGGGGUGAACUUUAAUGGAGGGUCCUCAGGAGCAGAGAGAAUUACUACCGAUUGAUGACUUUUUCUGGUUAUUUUUAAGGUUCCAGCCAUCCCUGUUCAGGCUGGAAUUUCCAGGAACUGGCUGCUGCCCAGAGCCAGUUGGCCCCUCCCAGGUUCCCACUCCCUGCAGGGUGGGGCCCACGGGUGGAGGCCCCUAGGGUGGAGUCGGGUGGGUCUGUAGCGAUAGGGAGGGCAGCAGGCAGAGGCAGAUGAGAGGCGUGUGGCCUCACGCAGCCCUCUGGAUUUGAUUAUGUAACGCUUCACAGAAGAGAAUUGUGAGGGCUUAUUCGAGGCCUGGUGAGAUACGUACACAGCAGGAUUAGACAUUAUGGGUAUUUUUCAAUUUAUCUUGGGUUGCUUGCCCUUAAAACUAAGACACAAAAUUGUGAGAGAGCAUAAAGAAGGAGAACAAGGUGGAACCCUGGUAGGGAAAUGAUUUGAGUUUGUUAUAAUUUCUUUGAGAAGGGUGUGGGGUGUUGCCAACCAAGUGGCCUUGAACUUGAGAUUCGACGUAAAAGUGAAUGUGGGUUUUGCCAGCCCCCACCCCUGCUUUGCUGGGCCUCAGUGAGAAACACGUAGGGAUUUUGCUUGGUUGUUACCUUUGCACCUGUCCUUAUUUACAUGCAAAAUCAAUUGCUUCACUUGGUCUUUCAGAAGUACAGGGUGUGGGCAGAAUCUUAUCUGAAGCCAUGUCCUGUUUGGACAAGUUGGACUGCCUUGGCAGCUCUCCAUAGGGUGGAGCAGAUGGGUGGAGGCAGGAAAGUAAAAUUGGGUGGCUUGUUAGCAGAGAGAGGAGAGAGGGCGGAUUGUUUGCUCACUGGAUCAUUAUAUUUCAUCUGAAACGAAAUAAUUAACUUCUUUCCCACUUACAAUACACGUUCAUGCAAAAUAACCCAUGAGGGGCAAGAUUUAGAGAUACUCCGUGGAGUUUUUUUCCUUUCAAGGCAGCCAUAGAAGACAGAGGCAGGUGAAAAUUGUGGAGUGGUAUGAAAAGGACGCACUUCCAGGCCCAACACCAGAGCACCCUAGAAGGUUUAACUGAAAGAAUGCUCAUGUUUGACCCAGUCCCUGUCAAGCAAGAGGCCAUGGACCCUGUCUCAGUGUCCUACCCAUCUAAUUACAUGGAAUCAAUGAAGCCCAACAAGUACGGGGUUAUUUACUCUACACCGUUACCUGAUAAGUUCUUUCAAACCCCGGAAGGCCUGCCCGGAAUACAGAUGGAGCCGGUGGACCUCACAGUGAACAAGCGGAGUUCACCGCCUUCGGCUGGUAAUUCUCCGUCCUCACUGAAGUUCCCGUCCUCACACCGGAGAGCCUCUCCUGGCUUAAGCAUGCCUUCUUCUAGCCCGCCGAUGAAAAAGUACUCGCCCCCUUCUCCAGGCGUGCAGCCCUUCGGCGUGCCGCUGUCCAUGCCGCCAGUGAUGGCAGCUGCCCUCUCCCGGCAUGGCAUACGGAGCCCGGGGAUCCUGCCCGUCAUACAGCCCGUGGUGGUGCAGCCCGUCCCCUUCAUGUACACGAGCCACCUCCAGCAGCCUCUCAUGGUCUCCCUGUCGGAGGAGAUGGAAAACUCCAACAGUAGCAUGCAAGUACCUGUAAUUGAAUCCUAUGAGAAGCCUAUAUUACAGAAAAAAAUUAAAAUAGAACCUGGGAUCGAACCACAGAGGACAGAUUAUUAUCCUGAAGAAAUGUCACCCCCCUUAAUGAACUCAGUGUCCCCCCCGCAAGCAUUGUUGCAAGAGAAUCAUCCUUCAGUCAUAGUGCAGCCUGGGAAGAGACCGUUGCCUGUGGAGUCCCCGGAUACCCAGAGGAAGCGGAGGAUACACAGAUGUGAUUAUGACGGAUGCAACAAAGUGUACACUAAAAGCUCCCACUUGAAAGCACACAGAAGAACACACACAGGAGAAAAGCCCUACAAAUGUACAUGGGAAGGAUGCACGUGGAAGUUUGCUCGGUCUGAUGAGCUAACAAGACAUUUCCGAAAACAUACUGGAAUCAAACCUUUCCAGUGUCCGGACUGUGACCGCAGCUUCUCCCGUUCUGACCACCUUGCCCUGCACAGGAAACGCCACAUGCUGGUCUGAGUGCCUCUGUCUCCAGCCUCAGCACGACUCCCCACUCACCUGGCUCUCUCUCCUCCCUCCCACUGUCCAACACAGUUUUUACAUGUACAUUUUAAUUUUGAUUCAGCUGGUCUGAAUCUAUGAGUUUAUAUCAUUCGAAACUUCCAUAUGGUCAGUAGUAGAUAUUCUCUAAUCCUCCCUCUCCUUACCACGGGUCAGACCUAAAGAAUGUGAACACUUUUUUUUUUUCGGGGAUGCUAAGCAAACCCUUCUUGUAGAUACGUUUAAUGUAAUGAGAACAAGGGAACAUGUAAGUUAACAUAACCAGUUGUUGCUUUCUCCAUGUAUUCCUCAAAAGAAUGUCAAAGUAAAUGUAUUAGAAAUACAGUAUCCAGCCUGCUAGUCCUUGCCAGAGACAUUCAUACCUCUGUGCCCUGUGAUCACAUCUUAUUCUUGACGGCGGAAAGAAGGGUGGUCUCCUUCCCCUGUUAGCUAGAAGUACAGCAAGAUUUCAAGCUAGUACAGUCAGUUUUUCCAUCGUCCUUCACAAAUCUUGCUUGUCAGCCUGGAUUUAUCACUUCAUCUGAAUCCAGUUCCUUCCCUCCUUCGUGCCUGCAGCUCCUGUGGAGGAGUUUGCCAUCGCUGGGAGAUGAGCCAGAGCUUUGGUUUAGGUGGGUGACGCGUCCCAGUUCAAGGGAUGGAUGCUGUGCUCUCCUAGCCGGGAGCAGGAGCAGGGGGCCAUUGAGCUGGGGGGGCCGGCGAGGCAGAGGAGGAGGCCACCCUUUCCUCCCGGGCUAGGGGUUGGUAAGAUUUCAACGUUUGGUUAGCUGUGCCGUGCAUUCCCAGAGCUUCGCUCUCUGUGCGUGCUUGGCUGUGCGGAACCAUGCAUAAAGCCAAAUGCCGAUGGGGUCAUCCUUGCAACUAUCUCCAUUCCUACAGUGUCUUUAAUAGGAGAUUAUCAAGCGUUGAUAGUAGGGACUCCAUGAAAAUAUUUGCCUAGUAACAGUAAAAAAUCUUUCAGGUAAGAGUACGGAUGGUCUUUCUUUUACCUAAACCUGCAUACAGCUUUUUUGUAAACAGGAAGUGUUGAGUGGUACUUGUAUUCCCAUAUCAAAUUAAUCACAUAGCUUUUAUACAGAAAGUCUUCUGUGUGAGCUGUAAGGUGCCAAAUUGGCUGUCAUUUGUGUUCAUGACACAGAUCAUAAAGAAGCAUCUGCUAAUGCUUUAGUAGAUUCAUUGAAUUAAGCCCAGAGUGACACUAUUUGUAAAUAUGAUUAGUUGUGAAGCACACAUACCUUUAUUUUGGGGAUUUCUGAAAAACGCAGAAAACCAGAGAUCAGGGAUUCACAUAUAUAGCUCAAAAAUUCCCAGAAGUUUACUGUUAGAGCUGGCAAUUUCCUAUCACUGUCAAGUAUCAGAACAAACUGAAAAUAAUGACUCAUGUUUAUGUUGAAGAUAAUUGGAGCAAGGUCUUCAAAAGCAGGCUUUUGAGCACCAUAGUUGAUGCCAAUAAAAAUGAUUCAUGCAUAGAAAUGCCGUUGGUCCUGAAUUUGCAGAAAGUGGGCAACAGUGGUUAAAUGUAGGUGCAGAUAACCAAAUUGCCCCUUCACCCUCCUUAAUGAAUCGAGAAGAGAAAAGAAUGGAAUCCCGAACAUUCAUCCCAGCCACAACUCAGGAUCCAACACAACCUUAACUGGGAGGAAUACAUUGUUUAAGCAUUUUUAAAACAUCAGUGAAUGGGUGAUUCUAGAGGCCUGUGAAUUUUGUGGGGAGCUUACUUUGAUGGCGCUACAUCAAUAAAAAUUGUGGGGACUGUGUACCUGAAGGGUCCCACUCAGCCCUGUGAACCAACUGAAAGGAAAUGUAGUUGAGAAAUUUGUUGUCUUGGCACUUGGUUUUGACUUUCUUUCUUCUUUUCUUUUUUUUUUUUUUUUUUUUUUUUAAGCACUGCAAAAUUUGUUUAGAACAUGAAAACUUCCUAAUUGGGCUUUUUUCUUUUUUGCAACUAAGACAUGAAUUGAGGGAUAAAAAUGGCUCUUUGAAAAGUAGAUAUUGUCUGUAUUGUAAAUGCUUAAUCACAUUCAUGCCAAAGUGUUCAUUUCUUGAAAUGGUUCUUCCACGACACACACAAUCAAAAUGGAAUGCAAGGAACUUUUUUGUUAUGGUGGAAAUAACUAGUUUAUGUGUGUUCCAACCCAUAUGGGGUGGCUGAAGGGGACAAGAAAGGAUAGAAUUGAUCUUUGAAUCAGCUUUGAGUCUGAGUUUAGUUCAUAUGAAGCUUCAAGAGUUCUCAUGAAAUUUGAUGCAUUUGCUAUGGCAUAUUUAAAUUUUGUUCAAAAGAUCAAGCAAGACCCUGCAAAGACUGUUACAUAUUGCACUUACACAUUGCUAAGACUCUUGCUUAGAUUAUGUUAACAGUUCAUUAACAAAGAUCCAUUUCAACUCUGGAAAAACAGCCCAUGGAGGCCAUUCUCUGUUCCCAUGCUGGUCAAUAUACUUUUGUUACCAAUUGGCCAUCACCAAAUUCUUAUAUAUAUAUAUUUGUAUUUUACUAUGAUAGUUGAGAAAUUUAGUCUCUUAGUCAUUUUUAGCUGUUAUUGUGGAAGACCUCAAAUACAAGAUAAGAUGUCCUUGAGCGUGUGGUUUUAAUGAUGUCACCAUUAGGGGUGAUUUUAAUUGCAGUGUUUUACGUUGGUGAGGAUGGUACGUAAACAUGAAGUUGGUGUCAUGUAAAUUUUGUUUGCUUUAGAGUUUCUUUAGUUAGUGCCCCGAAUGUCAUCUUGGAGAAGUCAGAAUUAGAUCAGAAUCCAUCAUAUUUUAGAGUUUUAGAAUGUGAAUCUACGUUAUAAAUGGGCAUUAACAUUCUAAAUCACUCGGUUUGGAGAAUGUGUUAGCAGCAUGACUAUGUUCAACUAAGGAGAUGCUAAAUACACAGAAUCUGUUUCAAGAGCCUUGCGCAGAAUUACAGGGGAACUAUAUAUGUAUAUGUAUAUUUUAUUAAACACCCAUCUGCACUAUCAGUAUUGCACUAAUGUGGAAUUUGGAAAAUUAUAUCGCUGAUACUAUAUAUCUGCACCUCAUUCCUGAUUAGAUUGUUUUAAAGACAAUCUUAAAGAUCUAUGGUUUUAAAAUAAUUUGGUUUGAAAAUAUAGUUGUCUUGAAGGAAUUGCUGUCAUACAUGAAGUUGCUCAGAGUUGUCUUUAUUCUCUUGGUCAAGAUUAAUUUCUAAGUGAUUGCAAAUUCACCUAAAUAAUACAUUUACAAAGCCAUUUUACAUGCAUUAAACGAGGGCUACAACAAUAUUGUUUUACAAAUACUAGCACUUUUUUUUCCUGUUAUGUACUUAGUGUUAGAGGGUCAAAAUAAUCUUUCUGCUUAGCAUCUCUUAAACCAUACCUGCAAGUAUAGCAGGAUUAUUACAUUUACAGUACUUUAAUACUUGUAUAAACUAUGCAGAAAUUUUUAAUAAAGUGUAAUAUAUUUUAUAAGCUAAUAAGACUGAAUGGGUAAAGGUUUUUAGCAUGCAUUAGUAUACUUGCAAAUACUGAGACAUUUUGGUAAUCUUUCUUACUAAAGAUGUGAAUGUUUAAUGUACCUUCUCUGUUUCUACUCUGUAGUCCAAUGGGAAUUCAGUAAUGACAUUUUGUCAUGUCAAACUGUGAACAUAAAUUUGUACUGUACAGUCCUCAUAUACUAUAUACAGUAUGCAAUAUAUGUAUUAUAUACUUGUUAAUAAAACCAUCAGAAUAUU
Messenger RNA from Lemur catta (Ring-tailed lemur), 6320 nucleotides. It is a transcript of the gene KLF3, whose product is annotated as Kruppel like factor 3. Gene Ontology annotation, biological process: regulation of transcription by RNA polymerase II. NCBI's taxonomy places the organism in Eukaryota, Metazoa, Chordata, Mammalia, Primates, Lemuridae. The transcript has 6 exons. The record is from RefSeq and is a predicted model, not a curated record. The coding region runs from base 1496 to 2590 and encodes 364 amino acids. Gene Ontology annotation, molecular function: RNA polymerase II cis-regulatory region sequence-specific DNA binding; DNA-binding transcription factor activity, RNA polymerase II-specific.